AUGCGGUAUACUGAGUGCCUGCGUAAAACCCAAGCUGAUUAUGACUUCAUUGUCAGGAUCACUCAGCAGUACUGGGACCAGGUCACGGAGUUCUUUGGUGCUACAGUAUCAAUUUCCAUCAAGGCCACCCUGAUACUUGCCAUGGUGUACCAGGAGACUAGGGUCAAUAAGAAUCUUGCUAUUGACAUCUACCAGGAACUGCUUGAAGAAAUGGUUUCUUUCUUCGCCAAGCAUAAGGAGACUUCAGUCACACUUCAAGAGCUCCAGAAGUCAACAUUCCAAAUACUGUCGGCUAAAUUGUCCUCUGAACAGUUGACCUCCGCCGUCACGGUGCUCGCAAAUGGCUACAUCGCUACCUCGCAAAUUUCUAAGGCCAAUGCAUUGGCUACAGAGCUCUACCACCAGAGUUUUAUGAAGAACACCUCCAACUCAAAGACGCACAAGCUCGACUUGACCCAGAGUCGCCAGAACUUGAUCUUCCUGGCUCAGCUUGAGCAUAGCCUCUACGCCAAUCGUACCUCCACGAUUGCUCAGAAUUUGGCUUCUUUGACUGCUGAGUAUCUUUACUUCGAGGAAUUUCGCAACCUCACCUCGUCAACUUCAGAGUCGACUUUAUUCCUCUCAGUCUGUCAGUCUGCUUCCAAUCUUCACAGUAUCUUGAUUCAGAACAAACGCGAUAUGAUCGCCAAACGUGUCUAUGAUGACUUCGUCGCCUAUUUCCUCGUCACUGAAGGCAGGCGCAUCCAGCUGACCAACACUGAUGAAGUGAAGGAGCUGCUUUGGGCCCUCCUUGAGUACCUCAGCGAGCGCGAGCCCGACAAAUUCCUACGCUCAGUGGGUAUCGCAAGUUACUACGGUAUUCGAGGGCGCCUCCAGAAAAAGGAAUAUGAUAGCCCAUCAAAUCUUGCUUUGGCUGCCUUCCACUAUAUUUCGGCUGACAGUAAAUACCAUACUGAAGACAUUGUCAAGUACGUCCUCAACUUGGGUCUGAUAAUCUCUGGCCGCACUAGCGUCGCUGAGGCCGAUCAAGUCGCCGCUCAGAAACAGCUGGCCCACGUCUCUGGCCAAAUUAUCAAGGAGACUAUUCAGCUUCAGCAUUCCAAGGGAGGUCAGCCCAUGGUGCAGAGAAUUUGCAAGAAGAUUGCCGGUGUGCACGAGUAUCUACUCCGUGUUUUCCUUGACCCCAAUCUCGUGGACCUGGAUGGCAGUCUUGAAUCCAGCCUGGACGGUUCCAACUAUGAUUUUGAUAUCCGCGACUCCACUAUCGAUGCCAUGUACACUUAA
Messenger RNA from Penicillium argentinense, 1284 nucleotides. RefSeq lists its product as uncharacterized. Bases 1 to 1284 code for a protein of 427 amino acids. Lineage: Eukaryota; Fungi; Ascomycota; Eurotiomycetes; Eurotiales; Aspergillaceae. The record is from RefSeq and is a predicted model, not a curated record. The transcript has 3 exons.